GUUACAUAAAGUAUAGCAUUUGGUUUCAUGGCCUCAUCAAAUAGACACUGGCCUAGUCUCUUCAAGUCCAAACCUCAACACCAUCAAUGGCAACAACAGGAGCAUAACAGAACCUCAAUUGAUUCCGGAUGUGAAGAAAGAAAUAAGGACCCGAAACCGAGAUGGAAUCCGAAGCCGGAGCAAAUUCGGAUACUCGAAGCGAUCUUCAACUCCGGAAUGGUGAAUCCGCCGAGAGAUGAAAUAAGGAGGAUUAGGGUUCAGUUACAAGAGUUUGGUCAAGUUGGUGAUGCGAAUGUUUUUUACUGGUUCCAAAACAGGAAAUCAAGAAGCAAAAACAAACAACCGAGAAACAAUACUAAAUCACACUCCCAUGCUCCUAUCACUACCGCGCUAACUAUGGUUCCUCCACCGUCAUCCUCAUCGAAUAAAUCAUCACAUAAGCCCUCGCAGAAAGAAAAACAGAAUCAGACAACGGUGUGUACCAACAAAUUGGCUCCAUUUUCAGUAAACAUAGUGACUGAUACCUCCUUGAAUUCUCCAACAGCUUCUGUUAACCAGAAUAGCUUUGUUCCUACUUCUGGGGAAUUUUUAACCGAGCCCGAGCCCGAGCCCUUCUUUUUUCCAGUCCUCAGCGGUGGAAAUCAUGCCAGUACUUUUACACAGGGGUUUCGCUCUGCGGAAAUAUCUACAAGUGUGAUUCAUCAACAAAAUCUUGUUGUUGAUGAUCAGACAGUGAAGAAUCAUUCCAAUCUUUUACUAUCUGAUUUAUUGAUGAAUGAUGGAGCUACGAAUUAUAAGAAGGUGGUUCGAGAUGAGAAAAAUAAUGCAUUGCCGCAACAACUGCUAACAAGUUACGGCUCUUCUGCUCCAACAACAAUGGCUUCUAACUCAAUAUAUCUUCCUUCUAACACUCUUCCCUCCGUUGCUGAUAAUGUCCAAGGGAAAUCGACGGUGGUGAUAAAUGAUGUGAGAUUUGAAGUUCCAUCGGGACCGUUGAAUGUGAAAGAAGCGUUUGGUGAUGAUGCGGUGCUCAUACACUCUUCUGGGCAGCCAGUUGUGACCGAUACGUGGGGUGUUACCCUGCAGCCGCUACAGCACGGUGCAUCUUAUUAUCUGGCCAAACCAUCGAUUUCCUUCAUGAUGUUGGUGUGGAGCUUCUUGGCCAUGGCGAUGGAGGAGCCGGUGAAGGAAAAGGAGGUGGAGUUGAAGUCAGCGAAGAGGAAGAAGGAGAAGACGGGAUCGGAGGCAAAGGAGGAGAUAGGGGAAGAAAGGGUUAAUCGGUGGUGGAGGGGCGGUGUUUGA
Daucus carota subsp. sativus is the source of this 1302-nucleotide messenger RNA. Its product is annotated as WUSCHEL-related homeobox 9. Gene Ontology annotation, biological process: regulation of developmental process. NCBI's taxonomy places the organism in Eukaryota, Viridiplantae, Streptophyta, Magnoliopsida, Apiales, Apiaceae. Gene Ontology annotation, molecular function: DNA-binding transcription factor activity; DNA binding. Bases 28 to 1302 code for a protein of 424 amino acids. The record is from RefSeq and is a predicted model, not a curated record. The transcript is spliced from 4 exons.